UGGACUUGCCCUACCCCAGCUGGUAAAAAUUUACAUCACUGGCAGAUCAAGAUGGCGGAAGAGUUGGAAGAGAUUGAAAUAGGCAUCGAAGAAAGAUUAGAAGAAAUCAACAACUGGCUGCGAAAUGAAGGAUACGAGAAGUACAAAGAAGCAAGACGACUCUCAGAGGAGGAAGCCCAAGAAGAUCCCGAAACAGAUCCGUUUAAGUCAAAGUACGUCGCAAGAAAUUUGUUAUCGGAGUUGAAGACCAAACUGGAAUCUUUCCAAGAUGACGACAGUCCUAGCGAGAAAUUGAAGAUAUUAAUGUCUGCUCUUGAUUACCAGAUCGGACAGAACUACAUAGAAACCGAGGAACUGAGCACGGGGGAAGAACACAUUGAACGGUGCAUUAAAACUCUCGAAGAGCAUCGUCUAGAUAGAAGAUGUUGUUCCAUUUACUUGCAUGCCUUGAACGAACUUGGAAUUUUGUGGUCGAAAAGAGGUGAUUCGGAGAAAGCUUUGGGGUUUCUUCAGGAGGCAGAGAAGUUAUAUCAUACCUUUACUAAAGAAGAAGGGGGCGCACCUUAUGAAAUCCAUGAGUAAGUAGAAUACUUGUCCAGUUUUAAAGGUGUGAUAAUUCCUUAAAAUAUUAUGGUUACAGAGUCAACCGUGGCUUAACUCUUCUUAAGCCUUUUGCUCCCAGAAUGGCCAAAGUGAAAAAAAGCCAAAUUUUAUUUUUUGGAAUGCUGAAAAACAAAUUGCACCAUGUGAAAGAGGUUUGAUUCCAGUAGACCUCUUUACGGUUGAGAGGGCAUGCUGGGUAAUCAGGACAAGAUGGUGGAUAAAUCAGAAGUUUGUUUGCGAAUACAAAGUUAUUUAAUUUUUGCUCAUUGAAUAUAUUUGUCACUUUCCCUUUGAAAAAUGUAACUAAUAAGGUUAAAGAAACUACGCACUAAAUCUGGAGUGCAUAGCUGUCCUUUGUUGCUUUUAGAAAACCGGAUUUCUUCCAUACCUUUUCUGUAAUCCCACAACACAAAAAUUACAGAAAAUGUAUGGAAGACGUCAAUUUUUCUAAAAAGCAACACAGGACUGCUGUGCACUCCACAUUUAGCAGGGUUGUCAAAAAUAGCCGGCUGCAGGCUAAAAUCGCUGCCUACUUGGUUAGUAUGGGCUGGCUACUCUGUUUGGCAUUUCUUUACGGAUGGCGUUUUUUAAAUAAAAUAUCCCUGGACUGGUUAAGAAACAUCUUCUGAAAACUAUGUGUCACUUACAGUUGUAGAUACUAUGAAAAAUGCCACCAAACUCAAUACAUUGCUUGUGCUGCUUUGCUUGAAAAAUCUCAGUAAUUCGUAAAUGUCAACGCACUUGAUAUUUACGCCGCUCACUUUUAAUGCCUACACGCGGUAAUUCACCUUAUAAUUCACUUUAGAUUUUCAGUAAUUUUGGAGACAAAAAAGCCUGGAGAGUGCAAAAAACAGCAUUUCAGAGUGUCUUAAUAUAAAAAUUUUCUUGGGGAGCAUGCCCCCAGACUCCCCAGAGGCUUGUGUCUCCUGCGCUCAGCAGCACCUCCAGAGCUUGCUGCUCACUUUGACAACUCAGCUGUCUACUUCAAAACUUUCUGACAACCCUGCAUUUAGUGUAUAGUUUCUUCAAGCUCAUUAGUUUAAGUCAGUGCAAAGAGAAAGUGAUGAAUAUAUUCAAUCAGGAAGAACUCAUUGACUUUGAAUUCCCAUACAAACUUUGGAAUUCCCCACCAUUAUGUCCUGAUUAUCCAGCAUGCCCUCACAACUGUAAAGGGGUCUAUGGUCACAUGGUAGCAUUUUGUCCACAGAACUCUACAGCUAGAACAACCUUACGAGACUCUUUCUCUUACUCUGGCAGUAAGAUUGACAUGCCUCUCAAGCCUAACAUGUCAGAGCCAGUUGUGAUGCUGUCUGGUUUUGAAAAAGUUGACCAUAUUACAUACUGUUCAGCCAUCCCCAUGUCGUCGGGACUCUCCCAGUUUUGCCUGAAAAUCCCUUAUCCCAACCAACAUGUCAAUCAGGAUAAGAAAAAUCCUGAUUUUCACAUUUCCUCUGAUAUUUUUCUUCUGAUGAUUUCAGACAGAAAUUGUCCUCUCAAAACACUAGAGUGGGAUUUCAGAGCAUCAACAUUUCAAAAUUUUACUGGGGAGCAUUCCCCCAGACCUCCCUGGGGGCCCCUGCCUUCAGCGAUUGCAUGAUUUAUUGGUGAUCAAAAACUAUCCUGAUUUCACAUCCUCACAUGGUUGGACUGUCUGAUAACAGGAACUCUGCUUUUGUUUUCUUUUUUCAAGUAUUUGAUUUCCAAAUGUCUCUUUUUCAAAUGGUGAAUAGAUGGUUUCUUUUCUUUGUAGACUUUUCUACCCUGAAAACAAUUUCAAAUCAGAUCUUGAGCGAGAAAGGCAAUUUGGUGCAACAUUCACCCAUACCCUCUAUUACCUUGCUCAAGUCAAUGCAGCCAUGGGACAGUCUGAAAAGGGUGCAAUGUAUUGCCAUACAACCCUGCUUCGUCAGUUGGAGACUGGACAGUAUGACCCAGUGGACUGGGCCCUAAAUUGUGCUACACUGUCACAGUAUUACAUCACACAAGGAAACUACAUGCUGUCCAGACACUGUCUUGGUAAGUGUAGACCGAUAUUGGUAGUAUUUAAUUGUUAACCUCACCUCUGAGGGGCAAGGGAGUCACAGUGGAGAGAGCACUCACCUCCCACCAAUGUGGCCUGCAUCCAAAUCGUGCUGUCAAGGUCACAGGUUGGUUGAGUUUAUUGUUGGUUCUCUCCUUUGUUCCGAAAGGUUUUUUUCUGGGUACUCCAGUUUUCCCCUCCUCAAAAACUAACUUUUCCAAAUUUCAGUUCGACUAGGAAUGGUAGAGGAAGAAACACUUUGUGGAUGUGCUAACUGUUAAUCUGUAUGCUUUGAAGUGCAAACCUGACAAAAGAGAGAAUUGAAGUUAAUGCAACAGUGAACACAAUCAAGGCAAUUUUGGGCCAAAAAAGAGGACGCUCUUCGAAACCUCCAAUUUGUGUCGGUGCUAGGGUCCAUUGUUCCUUUUGUUUGUUUAUUUUGUUCUUACCCCAUCCUGACAGCUGCUCAGAGAGCUUACAGGCGGCCGUUGAAAUUCUAACAUGGGUGAUCAUCACGUAGGCUGUUGAUGUCCCCAGCUCUUUGAUUAUGAUUAUCUUCUAAAAUUUGGUACACAGCGUGCGCCAGUCGCGUUUUUUCUGGAGCUGAAGAAACUACUCCUCACGAACCUGUAUCAGAGGAUGACAGCCAGGAAGAACGCGAGAGAAAAGAGCGGAUUCCUCAAAGGAAGGCGGACAUCUCCAGAUGUUGGAGUAAAUACUGUUUAGACCUGUUAAAAACUUCAAGGGACAAGUGUGUCCAGGAAGUGAGAAAUGGUGAUCAGGGCGAUGAUGAUACAAUCGCCGGACAAGGUUUGAUAACUGUGCAAUUGCUGUUUUUAUUUGCUUUUACAUUGGUUCUUAGGCCCGGUUCAGAAGCCUUACUUCGCGUUAGUUUAGUCGACUUCAAUUUACGAUGUUGACUCCUUAAUUGUUCAGACGCCGAUCUAAAUUCAAAAGGGGAAAAACGCGAAUUUCGGGAAAGUGCAUGGUAAAAAACUAUACAUUUGGUUCGGCUAAUGUGAAGUACGACUACUGAAGCAAUGGAACAACUCGGUGCAGCUGAUCACAAUACUGGAGCAUGUUCAAAGAAUCUUAGACCAUCCCCCUUUUUUUUCGUUUAGCGUCGAAUGCGUUUCCUGAUAUUGGGUCGGCCGGUCGGAUUGAAAAAAAAAAAAAAAAACUAGGAAAAAAAUCACAAGAAGUCUCGGAACAGGAGGCCCUGGUGCCCCAGGAUGACGUUAAAAGGUAACAUUCACAUAUCUGGAUCAACAAAAUGCACAGUAUACUGUAAAAAAUGUUCCUGUUCAUUUUAGUUCCUGUUUUUCCCUAUGCUGUUACUAUGCUCAAUUUUCAGAUUAAAACAGUUAUUUCAAGUGAAAAAUGGUUUAACUACGUCGUUACUUGUUUUUUUUUCAUGAAAAUGCCAAAAAUUUGGGUCGAUGGGACGACGCUAAACGGAGAAAAAAAAGAGGAUGGCCUUACAUGUAAUACCUUGACCAACAUUGAAUUGAAGCCUAUAGUUUUCAUUAGCGACGGUGUUUGAGCUAGGGACGGGCUUAACAAACUAGUGAAAAUCAAACCAACGGAAGCUUAAGGAGAGCUGCUUUCUAGUAUUAAAAUACUAGAUUUUUAGAGUCUGAAGCAGAAGCUUGAGAAUCGAUUUUCACAGGGCCAUCAUCGCGAUGGCAAGUGCGGGAAAAACCGAACGCGCCCGUCACCGUUGUUCUUGCUUUUACUUCUCAUUGGUUAAAAACGUAUCUGGGGAAUUUUCAACCACUUACAGAACUUCCCUGAAAAUUCUCGCUUUCAUCGUUCAAUCAUUCAGUUAGGCGCAAGCGAAUGACUUACACGAAAGCUUCGGUAAAACGGGCAGCAAAAACGUGCAACUUGUUUUGCAAUAAUUGCUGCAAAUCGAGUUGAAAAGUGACGUUGUGCGUUUUACCACCCACGUGGUAAAACGCAACAACCUGAUUUGUUGCACAACAUGUUUGAUGUGAGUGGUAAAACGCGCAACAUCUCCAGUCAACUCGUUUUGCAGCAGUGUUGCGACACAAGUUGCAUGUUUUUUCCUUUCCGUAGCUUCUAUGGUACUUGAAGGUGUUACAAAGCCCCGGCUAAACGAUCAAACAUUUUCGUUCAACAUGGUGUCGGAAGAGCAUGUUUUACCGUUUCGCCGCUUUUCUUAACAUUGUAUUUAAAUAGUUUUCGAUGUUUCAUCCAACAUUUUUGCUUAUCACAAACAAAUGUUUGAUUGUUUAGCCACCGCUUUUUGUGCAUGACAACUGCAGACGAUGUUCGGGGAAAAUGUUUGAUCUUUUUUUAAUAAUUAAAGGUUUACUUUUCUUUUUGGUUGGGAAGGUUCUGUCUGUUAUGAGAUCUUCAAACAUGCAAAUCCAACAGAGCGCCCAGGUUAAUAUCGUAUAAACGUGAAUGAAACAGUACUUCUGUACUUCGAUUUUUCACGUAUAAAAAAUGUUCUUCAUUCAGCUUACGUCUGACUCACGUUCCACAACCUCCAAAAUGAUCAGCUGAUGCGCCUUGUUGAGAUUUUUAGUCGCAACGAACUUAAAAAAUUAAUCCCCUCCGCAGCUGCAUCCCUGUCGUGUUCACUUAAUGUAGGCGUUGAUUUGUCAGAUGCUGCCGAAGAAGGAACCAGAAGAGAAGAGGACGAGGAAGGUGACAGGAAAGAGCCCUUAAGAUUUGAGUCCCUAGAAGUUACGUCCCUGGAGCAGUCAGUACCAGACCACCUGGUGAAAACGUAUGCUGAGGUAAAAUGAAGACGAGAUUUAAUAUUACCAUAAAGCGUAGUUUGUACAGAUCAAACCUACAUCUAUCUUCUGUUAAUCUGGUGUUAGGAUUUUAAUCUUUUGUUUGACUGCUUUAAUGAUCGCAAGUUCUACUACACCGAAAACCCAGAACGGCUUCGUCGACUAAGGACCUCUUCACAUGAGUUUUCGAGAUCCCGCCUUACCACUAAAUCCUUUGUAGAAUUUUCCGUGUGUUCACAUGAGAGGGCGGGCUGGCUCGGUUCCCGAGAUUUCGGUUUUUCCAGGCAGGAUCUCGGUAAGAGGGCUGGAAAUUUUGCCAUAUGAACACUUCAGCCCUGUUACCGUCACGAAAGCGAGAUGAAUUCGUAAAUCCGAAGGGCAUCGUUUUUAACUGCAGUAAUACAGCUAUUAGAGUUACCAAAGCUAUGAUAGGCGCGAAAGUUAUAACUUUGUGUUUCGCCAUGUUUGCUUUUUUCUUCACGGAAACAGGGCUGAAAUUUCUCAUUUUAUGAACCCAAGGCGAAAUUGGUUCCGGUAACCGGGCUCAUGUGAAAAGUUGAAGUUUUUUCCAUAUGAUUGCCACGAUCCCUGAAGAGAUUGUUUAAGGAAUGGAGCUAUUGUAGUGGUCUGGUAGAAAAACGGUAAAGUGAUCACAUCGUGCAAGCGGGGCGGGGCCUCUUUGCGCAAACCUCGCCUCUUGUAAUUAUGUCGGUAACUCCUUAUCAUUUGUUUAUUUAUUUAUUUAUUUAUUCAUUUUCCAGUCCAAAGCAAUUUCUUUAUGACCUCUAUUUUUUCUAUCUCAACGUUAUUGGCUGUCGUUAAUUAAAAAAGCCCAUUUCCGAUUUGCCUUAAGCCUCCUUACCAAAGUGACAGCUUGUGCUCAACUCCUCUUAGAAAAAUUAGUUUAAUUUGCGUGUGAAUGAAAACUAACUUCGAAUAAAAGUACGAGCAUCAGGGCUGUCUUUGCAAAAGAGGCUUAAAGUAUUUCGGGAAUGGCCUUUAAUUGAACCGAAAAUAGGGCCAAUUAUUCUUCAAUAAAAAAAAUACGUAAUACUAUUUCCAAAACACCUUGUGUUUCAUUCCCACCUCUUUUGUUAACAUUGAACUCUAUGCACAGUUCACACUGUUUGUGCGUGGGUAUUCUUUAUCUUUAAUGUUUUGGGAGUCGUUGUAAGUUUGCUUGAGGCUUGGUUGGUGGAGUUCUCACUGGCUUAAAAAUACAUUGUAAUGGCCAUUUCAUAUUAAUUUUUACUCCAUUUUUCUACAGGCUCGUAUGCUAUUCCUGGAGGGUCAAAAGUGGCUGAAUAUCUCCAAAGAAUUCUACAUCCUUGACGGUCACGUGACUAACCACGUGGAAAUCCUGCAAGACAUGAGCCAGUUGUACAAACUUCUGGCCUUCUUCGACGAAGACUACGAAAGGAGAUGCAAGAUGCACAAGCGGCGGGUGGACAUACUCAGUGAAGUACUUAUCGAGUUAAAUCCGCAGCACUAUCUCCUGGUUUGCAGACAGCUAAUGUUUGAAGUCGCCGAGGCUUACAGCGAUAUGGUGGAUUUGAAAAUCGCCAUUGCCGAAGAAUCGGGCGGACCUCCCGUAGCUCAUGCCGUCAAGAAAAUAAACACACUAAUAAAUAAAAGUAUUAAGUUUUUCCAGAGUUUUCUUGACUCACUGAAACGCAAUGGAAAGUUACCGGACACGUUUGAUGAAGACUCGGUGCGGCCAGCGCUUGUGGCGCAGUUCUACAUGGCAAGACUGUACUCAAAGUUGAUAUGUGCUGAUAGACAAGGCAAGGUCGAGAAUCUAAAGAAGAGUUUGGAUAUUUACAAGUAUUUGGUACAAUACUGUGAUACUCACCCUGAUCUACCAGAGGGAACGUUUAAAGAUGAACUUGAUGUGACCAGAGAGAUGGCCCAGCUAUUGCCCCUCAAGAUGGAUAAAAUCAUGAGAACAGAGCAAUGA
This is a messenger RNA of Porites lobata, 7348 nucleotides long. NCBI's taxonomy places the organism in Eukaryota, Metazoa, Cnidaria, Anthozoa, Scleractinia, Poritidae. The record is from the annotation of a GenBank genome assembly.